AUGGCACAACUAGGAUGGAUUGCAGGUCCAUUGUCCACGCUGUGUUUUGCUUCUGUAACGCUUAUUUCUGCAUUUCUUCUCUGCAACUGCCACAAAUCCACUGACCCAGAGUGCACCAUCCGCCAUGGCUCUUACCUUGAUGCAGUUCGGUCAAUUUUAGGUGAGCAAUAUAAUGAGCUUGAUGAAAAGAAAAACGCUUGGUUUUGUGGCAUCAUUGUUCAAAUUAACUUCAUCAAGGUUGCAAUUGUGUAUACAAUCACCACUGCUAGUAGUAUCGGAGCAAUUCUCAAGUCUAACUGCUAUCACUAUGAAGGGCAUGCUGCUGCUUGUAGCUAUUCAACUACAAUACAUAUGGUUAUAUUUGUAGCGGUUCAAGUUCUAGUGUCUCAGGUUCGUGAUUUUCAGAACACAAAGUGGCUCUCCGUAGUUGCAGCAAUCGUGUCUUUCACAUAUUCAUUCAUUGGAGCAGGACUAGGCUUAGCGAAAGUAAUUGAGAAUGGAGAAAUAAAGGGUAGCAUUACUGGAUUGCCUUCUGACAAUGCGGUUGAGAAAGUAUGGUCAGUUGCGUAAGCGCUUGGAGACAUUGGCCCUGUUUGGUAAAAUG
Molecule: messenger RNA, 604 nt
Organism: Ipomoea nil (Japanese morning glory)
Lineage: Eukaryota; Viridiplantae; Streptophyta; Magnoliopsida; Solanales; Convolvulaceae
Product: probable amino acid permease 7
Exons: 4
Coding region: 1-570 (189 amino acids)
Cellular component (GO): plasma membrane
Source: RefSeq, a predicted model, not a curated record